Messenger RNA from Arabis nemorensis, 1326 nucleotides. NCBI's taxonomy places the organism in Eukaryota, Viridiplantae, Streptophyta, Magnoliopsida, Brassicales, Brassicaceae. The record is from the annotation of a GenBank genome assembly.
AUGGGGAAAAAUCUGUCACCCGAAAGCGAGGUUGGGUCCAAACAACAAAAGAACGUGGACGCUUGGUUGCCAAUAACGUCCUCUAGGAACGCUAAAUGGUGGUACUCUGCAUUUCACAAUGUCACUGCCAUGGUCGGUGCUGGUGUGCUCAGCUUGCCCUAUGCCAUGUCCAACCUUGGAUGGGGACCUGGAGUGACAAUAAUGAUAAUGUCAUGGGUGAUAACGUUUUACACACUAUGGCAAAUGGUGGAGAUGCACGAGAUGGUUCCAGGGAAAAGGUUCGAUAGGUACCACGAGCUUGGUCAACACGCGUUUGGCGAGAAGCUCGGACUGUGGAUUGUGGUGCCGCAACAGCUGAUCGUUGAAGUAGGUGUGAACAUUGUGUACAUGGUAACGGGAGGGAAGUCAUUGAAAAAAAUCCACGACCUUCUUUGCACCGAUUGCAAAGACAUAAGAACUACCUAUUGGAUCAUGAUCUUUUCUUCUAUACACUUUGUUCUCUCUCACCUCCCUAAUUUCAAUUCCAUGUCCAUCGUCUCUCUGGCCGCCGCGGUUAUGUCUUUGAGCUAUUCGACAGUCGCUUGGGCAGCCUCCGUAAAGAAAGGUGUUCAACCAGAUGUAGACUACUCGUUUAAAGCCACGACGAGGUCAGGAAAAGUAUUCAAUUUCUUGAAUGCAUUGGGAGAUGUGGCAUUUGCGUAUGCUGGACACAAUGUUGUAUUGGAGAUUCAAGCUACUAUUCCUUCAACUCCUGAGAAACCAUCUAAGAUCCCAAUGUGGAGAGGAGUAGUAGUUGCCUACAUUGUGGUCGCUAUCUGCUACUUUCCCGUUGCAUUCGUUUGCUACUACAUUUUUGGAAACAGCGUGGACGACAAUAUUCUCAUGACGUUACAUAACCCAAAAUGGCUUAUCGUCAUGGCUAAUGCUUUUGUGGUCGUCCAUGUUAUCGGAAGCUAUCAGAUAUACGCAAUGCCGGUCUUUGACAUGCUUGAAACUUUUUUGGUAAAGAAGAUGAUGUUCCCUCCUUGCUUCCAACUCCGCUUCAUCACCCGCACUCUAUAUGUUGGUUUCACUAUGUUUGUUGCCAUAUGCAUCCCGUUUUUUGGCGGAUUACUUGGCUUUUUCGGAGGAUUUGCAUUCGCCCCAACAACUUACUAUCUACCAUGCAUCAUGUGGUUGGUUCUCAAGAAACCAAAGAAGUAUGGAUUGUCUUGGUCUCUUAACUGGUUUUGCAUAGUAGUAGGUGUUAUAUUGACGAUCAUAGCGCCCAUUGGUGGCCUCAGAACCAUCAUUGUCUCCGCCAAAGAUUACAAAUUCUUCUCUUGA